Molecule: messenger RNA, 189 nt
Organism: Penicillium cataractarum
Lineage: Eukaryota; Fungi; Ascomycota; Eurotiomycetes; Eurotiales; Aspergillaceae
Product: Transposable element tc3 transposase
Exons: 2
Coding region: 1-189 (62 amino acids)
Source: RefSeq, a predicted model, not a curated record
AUGGAGAUCGAGGCACUUUUAAAACAAGAGAUUUAUAAGAUUCGGCCUAAUCUUAUGCAUAUAAAGAAAAACCUUGAGACUAGGCGGAUUUUAGUAGGAAUAGCACAAAUUGCAUGGCAGGAUAUCGAUAUACGCCAUCUUGAACACCAUUCUGAGACUACUGCCUCAUCGGGUGCAAGCAAUAAUUGA